AAACACACUUCCCAUCACCACCUUUCUUCUGCUGUUGUCGCCUGUAUUCCUGCUCUACGAUUGUCGUCUUUAGUAUCAGCUGUAUUUGCACGAUAUAUCGGUCUUUGGUUGAUAAAAUAGUUCAUCAUGAGCUCACCCUUCGACAUCAAUGGUGGUGCCUGCGUGGCCAUGGUGGGAAAAGACUGUGUCGCAAUCGCCUGUGAUCUUCGACUGGGUAUGCAAGCCCUGACGGUAUCCAACAACUUCCCCAAAAUCUUCAACUACGCCCCGUCCACUUAUCUCGGUCUAACGGGCCUCGCAACUGACGUAACCACCGUCUCCGAUCUGUUCCGCUACAAGGUCAACAUGUACCGACUUCGUGAAGAACGACACAUUUCCCCACAGACGCUUGCAAAUCUCGUCAGCUCAAGUCUGUACGAGCGACGAUUCGGUCCUUAUUUCGUGUCUCCUGUCAUUGCGGGAAUCAAUCAUACAACUGGGAAGCCAUUCAUUUGCGGGUUUGAUAGUAUCGGAUGUAUCGACUUUGCCAAGGACUUUAUUGUCAGUGGCACAGCUAGUGAUCAGUUAUUUGGUACUUGUGAGGGACUGUGGGAGCCUGAUUUGGGCCCCGAGGAUCUUUUCGAGACUAUUUCUCAGGCACUUUUGAAUGCUGUCGACAGAGACGCACUCUCCGGCUGGGGUGCUAAUGUCUAUAUUAUAGAGAAGGACAAGGUCACAAAGAGAUUACUGAAAGGACGACAAGAUUAGACAGGUCGUUUAUCCAAUUUAACCGUUUCUCACCACUUUUC
This is a messenger RNA of Talaromyces stipitatus ATCC 10500, 788 nucleotides long. Its product is annotated as proteasome component Pup3, putative. Bases 127 to 747 code for a protein of 206 amino acids. The transcript has 4 exons. The record is from RefSeq and is a predicted model, not a curated record. Gene Ontology annotation, cellular component: proteasome core complex; proteasome core complex, beta-subunit complex. NCBI's taxonomy places the organism in Eukaryota, Fungi, Ascomycota, Eurotiomycetes, Eurotiales, Trichocomaceae. Gene Ontology annotation, biological process: proteasome-mediated ubiquitin-dependent protein catabolic process.